Hippoglossus stenolepis (Pacific halibut) is the source of this 6771-nucleotide messenger RNA. RefSeq names its product zinc finger, matrin-type 3 (gene zmat3). NCBI's taxonomy places the organism in Eukaryota, Metazoa, Chordata, Actinopteri, Pleuronectiformes, Pleuronectidae. Gene Ontology annotation, molecular function: zinc ion binding; nucleic acid binding. The transcript is spliced from 6 exons. The coding region runs from base 110 to 1582 and encodes 490 amino acids. The record is from RefSeq and is a predicted model, not a curated record.
UGCUCCUCCUGCCUGUGGGGAACACCCCUCCGGUGAGAGGCGCAGUGUCCGAGCCGCUGUCAUCCUCCUGCUCUGGAGGAGCAGAAGUUGUCGGAGGGAUGUGAGUGCGAUGAUGCAGCUGAAGAGCGGGGAUGCAGCGUACUACCACAGCGCAGAAUACUGCAGGAAUUACACCUCACCGCCCACCGUCAGCUACGGCCACUGCAGCCAUUAUCUGCCCCGGCUCCCAGGGCCUGAGAACAUGUUGAAGCCUCCCCUGAGUCUCUUCAGCCACCCCCAGCAGCCUUUCCACCACAUGGACGCCCUGCACCAGCUGGGGCCUCCACCAAUGGCACCUACGCAGCCACUCGGCCCACCACCCAUGGCCCCGGCUCAGGCAAUUGGACCCCCAACUAUGGCUCUCUCCCAGACUCUAGGGCCCCCUCCCAUAAGUGCUACUCACCCAUUAAGGCCUCCCCACCUUACCCCACCACACAGCUUAGGCCCCCCUCCAAUGGUGCCAGCUCAGCCUUUGGGACCUCCACCCUUGCCACACACCAUGGGGCCCCCACAUGUAGAUCACACACAAGCGAUAGUGCCUCCAACCAUGGACCUCACACAGCCAUUAGGGCCUCCACCUUUGAACCAUGCACAGGCGCUGGUGCCACCACCUGUAGUGGCACCCGGAGCUGGCAGAUUCUCCCUCCCUCCCAGCCCUCUGUUGUCCCCUCCUGCUCCGGGCCCAGAUCCCUCACAGCUGCCCCCACGGCCCCCAGGUCCAACCCUCAUCCCAUCCGGCCUCAUCCCCUGUCAUCUCCCUGGUCAGGCAGCCCCAGCCGGUGAGCAGCCCCAGGACGAGGGCUCUCCGCUGGGGAUGGAGGAGCAGGAGGACAUGGGGCUGGAGGAACUGUGCAAACCGCUGUACUGUAAACUCUGCAAUGUUACACUGAACUCCGCCCAGCAGGCACAGGCUCACUACCAGGGGAAGAACCACAGUAAAAAGUUGAGGAAUUUCUACGCUGGCAGUCAACAGCCACCAGCGAUUAGGAUCCCAGAAGUCCUUGAUGCAGCGGGCCAGACAGCCCUCAACUCAGGAUCCACAGACAGUGACACAGGCCGACAGGCGCUGUACAAGGGGGCGACUCGGGUCAUCUUGGCCACAGAGAACGACUACUGUAAGCUGUGUGACGCCUCUUUCAGCUCACCGGCGGUUGCACAGGCUCACUACCAGGGCAAGAACCACGCCAAGAAACUAAGGCUCGCAGAGGCCCAGCAGAAUUCCAAUAACAUGGAAGGCAGCAAUGAGGCGGCCGCAAGAAGAAACAGGAAAGAUGGCAGCGAAUACAAACUGGUGAAAAACCGCCGCAGCCCACAGCUACCGGCCGCCAUGCCAGGGCCGUACUACAACCCCAGGCCGAGGCAGCGCAUCCCCAGGGACUUGGCCAUGUGUGUGACUCCCAGCGGACAGUUCUACUGCUCCAUGUGCAACUGUGGUGCCGAGCAGGAGACGGACUUCAGGCAGCAUCUGGAGAGCAAGCAGCACAAGGCUAAAGUGUCAGAGUUAAGAUACCGCCACGAGAUGGAGAACCUCGGCUACAGCUAAGGGACACGCGAUGAGAGGGGGGUAAGAGAAGGGACAGAACGGGUGCAGGUGGCAAACACUGACCUGUGUUUAAGGGGUAAUACUUAGUGAAGGGACCAGCCCAAAUAGCCUCAAGAGCUUGUUGUAGUUCAUUUGAUUUAUGGAUCAGACACUUGACCUAAUGCUCAAACACACGAAGCUAUAAUUGGCUUUGGAAAUUUUUAAUAUCAGCCUUUAGAAACAAACCAGGCUGCAGGAAAAUGGUGAAAAGUGCAGCUUUCACCUGUUACGACCCUGAGGUCGUGUUCUUUGGUGAACGUGCUGUUAUCUACUGAAAAAAGUAAAAAUAUAUAUCAAGGCACUGACUACAACCUUUAGUGAGACUGUUUCUGGUCAAGUUUCAUCCAAGAUCUUGAGUGGGUUGCUUUCUGAGAGGAUACGGGGAAAUGCAAAUGAACUGCAAGUAAAUCUUGAGCUUGUUGUGGCUGCAGGGAGCCGACGAGUGGAGCACACGGACCUCCCAGGGCGAGAGGAGAGGACAAGGACAGACAGAGAGAAAGAGAGAGAGAACGCAAACUGUGGAAAACAGAGAAAUUGUUGUUGAAAGUAAAAAGAAGGAGACGAGCGCAGCGGCGAACAAGGGAAUGAAUGAGCCCUGCAGGUGUUUCUAUAGCAGGGACCACUCAGUGACCGCAGGUCACGAAAGAGAAAACCCAACAUUUUAUAACCUGAUGCAGGCAAUAAAAUCCAAAGUACUAUUUAAAACUAAAACAAAAGCACAAUGAACAUCACCUGGAAGAAACGGUGUUACACAAAUCUGUUCGCCUUCGCCAACCUUUUACUUACCGGCCCUUUGGUGUGUUUCAGGCUAACGGCUGAGCCCUGCUUAGCUUCGUAUGUGCCUUUAGUGGGAAUAAGGCUAAAGAAUUAACCUUGGCGAGCCAUUCAGCAAAUACAGUAGAAGCCAAUCCACAGUGUCGAUUGGGAUUUUCUAUAUUCUCUGUCAUCUUUCUUCUCGUUACACAAAUCUCAUGUAAAUAUCCUCAAAUUUAAUGAGUUGAAAUAUAGAAUAAGUGAGUACAAUAGAUUCUUUGUUUAAUGUUAGCCUGGUGUAUAUUGUAAAUACUCAUAAUCUAUUUAUUAAUUAUCAGGAAUCUUGUACAAAGUGUGCACUGAUUGAAUGUCUGCCCUGUGUGUGUGUGUGCGUGUGUGCGUGUGUGCUGUGUGUGUGUGUGUGUGUGUGUGUGUGUGUGUGUGUGUGUGUGUGUGUGUGUGUGUGUGUGUGUAUUUUACUGCAGGCCUGCAUUACCACUUGGAUGGGGCCUUUGUUGAAAACGUAACUCUGGUACCAUUCGUCUGUAGUGAAAAGCUGCUGGAGUCGAAGUUAUUUCUGAAGCUGACACUAAAAAAACCUAAGUUGAGUCUUUGGCAUCGUGAUGAACCUGCAAACACUUUGAAAACUACAUUGUUGUCUUUAACUCCAAACUUCUAAUUAGUUUGCAACUUAAAUGAACGGUGCUGCUUGAAGAGAGCCGGUGAGUGUUUCUGGUUGUACGACAUAUCAAGUUAAUCGUCCUGAUCAAUCUCGACUCCCAGAGGGGACGUUACUGAGGUUUUACUGAAGUGUGAAACGGCUGCAGAGGAGCAACACGUCUGCGUCUUCAGACAAAUGCUUUUGUUUUCUUUUACCCUCGACGACCUGCUCAGCUUGUUCUGCAAUAUUUAACCAAUCCUGAGAAGAUCUUAUUUUUUAGUCAAACAUUUAAUGAGUAAACGUGAGUAAAGUGCCUUUAACUCAACGGCAUUCAAAGAUAACAGUGACAAGGUCAAACAAAUCUAAAUUUAUCUAGUGUAUUAAUAAUCUGAUUAUUAUCUACUGUAGCUACAAAAUAAUAAUAAUAAUAAAGCUUGAUUUAUCAACCAAAGCCCCUUUUGAGAGUUAGGAAAUGAGACUGAAAAUAAAACAAAUUAAACUAAAUUUGGUUUUCCAACUUUUCCAGCAUUACAGCAGUGCGUGCACACGUUUGUACAUGUACACACACACACACUCCCACUUAAUUCAAUCAGUCAGGCCUGAUAGCGUCGCAUAUCCAGAUGUGUUACAAGCAGCGUCCAGUGUUUGUGUGCGGUUGGUUGAGUUCACUGAGGCGAGAGGCAGCUGUUUACAUCUCACAUGUGUCUCCAGAGCACAAACACACACCUGAUCACACACACGAGGACACUCAGGAGAAUCGUACUGUGACAGCGGACUGCCGCGUUCAGGGAUUUAAACAUGUGAGGAAAAAGAAGAGGAUGGGGAGUCAGAGAGGCAGAGGCAAACAAAGCAAAGAAAACAAAACCAUUGGCUGCUUCAUUAGCCCACCGUGUUCACACAGAGCAGAACAAAGAGGAGCUGGAGAAAGCAGAGCUGUAACCAAAGCUGUGGGCGAGGCCCAGUCGACGAGAUCUUCCCAUUAGACGGAGCUGCGGUCUCUCCUCCUCCUCCUCGGAGAAAUAACACGCUUUGUCUUAUAUGAAAGUGCUGGUAGCAUCAGCCUUCAUUGUGCUGACAGGCUUCUUAAUGCAGACACCUUCAGCUAGUGCAUCAAAUAAUGCGCUUCACAGGAGAUGAGGAGAAAUGAACAGGCUCCUACAGACUUUGCUUAAAGACUCUUUAAGAUACUGGAGACAGCAUCGGGAAACCAUUUGGGCUUCUGCUCCCAUUGCUGCCCAAUUAAAAAGUGGAAAUCAUCAACUGGAGACCCCUCGUUGCAGAUUAGUUUGGACCUGAUUUAUGAGCAGCUCAACCAAAGAUUGAUUUUUCACAUUCAUUUUAACAAGGCUGGACAAGCUGUGCAGCUGCCACCGGGCCCCCAGGCGCCAUUCAAAUUCACCCAGUAUCUUAGUAUUUUCAUUUCAAAGAAGAGAAAAGUCAUAAAACAUAAAUGUGAUUUUUUUUGGGUGUUGCAGGAAUAUUGUUUUCUUUCUAAAUCAUCUUGAGAGUCCUCAGAUUUAUCUUUUCUACCUUGAGGCCACUGCUCCAAACCAUGAGGCAUCAACAAGAUCAUAGUGAUUCUAGAUUGGUUUCAUUUUGGGAAACACGUAAAAGAUCUGUGCUCCUCCAUCACAGUCAAAACAGUAAAAACACUGAAGAGCCCACAACACUGCAUUUUUUAUAGUAUUCAUGAUUUUUAACCUUUGACCCAAAGCCUCCUGGAUCGUUUGAAAGAGUUUCAAAGGGGAACAACUAAAAAACUAUCAAUCUAAUGUCAUUAAUAAUAAUAAUAAAACACGAUUAUUGACUCGACUCAAGAAAAUCUUGAACCCAACAGGCUUUAAUGGAAAGAAAAUGAAAGAGUCAGAAAUAUAAUGGCAAACACAUCUUAUAGUAAUAGAGUAAAACAUGUCUAAUCUCUGGUAAAACGUAAAAUGUCUACACAACUAAUUCAAUAUUGUUGCAGUGAUUAAACCUUAAACGUCUGAAUAUAUAAUAUAUGAUAAUGGUUUAACAAAUGUUUUAAGGCAUUAAAAACCACUGUGGUGAAUAAAGGUAUUUAUAAGAUGAAAAGGUCAGUACCUGGUUCACAGUUGUUUUAUUUUCAAUCAGGAUUUUUAUUAAUAACACUCUAGAUCACAUUAAUGCUUAUAAACGCUCUGUUUAGCUGUUGUUUGGUCCGGUGACGUCUUUAAACCACUUCGGAUUAUUUUGUCUUUACCCGUUAGAGACUGUGAUGGUCUAUAACUAGAAUAUAUAGAUAAUAAUUGAUUUCUCUGUUUUUAACUAACGCUGUAAUUUGAACUCUGAUAAUGUCUCGGCACCACAAGUUAAUGAGUUUGUGCUUUGCUGUAAAUCACAGAGAUGUAUUAUUACACAUUUUUCACAUAUAAUUCCGAUGUUUCUACUGCUGAGAGAGAAUGAAGAUGUGAGGUGAGGGGUCGUUUGGAAAUGUCUGCGCUGAAUCCACAAAAAGGGCAUUGGUCCGAAUCACGAGUUUGCACUGAAUAUAAAAAGACACUGUUGUUAUAAAGAGAUUAUAAUUGUUUAUUUCAAGUGAACGCUUUGCUACCAUUGUUAUCAUUUGCCUCUUCGAUGAGUUUUAUCCCAAUGUUUACAAGGUGAGGGGUCGGAGCUGUUAAUGGACGUGUAUCAUAUUUGUAAAUGUGUGUUUCUCCGUGUGCUGCACCGCUGGACUGAUCAGAUCAGACCGGGGGGAGAUGGGCGACACUGUGAGGCCAAGUAGGAGAAAACGACACUGUAACCUGUGAGAUGUAGCACAAACGAAUAUGAAAAAUAAUAAUAUACAUACUCUGCAAGGAAAUUAGACACAACUGAUCAGAGUUUGACAAAUAACGAAGAGACGAUGGACCUUGUAAAGUUAUUAGAGGACACGGUUUUAAUGUCGUCAUGUGGCUCUGUAGCUUUAUGAGAAUUGGUCCCCAAAAUGUCAAACAUAGAUCCUGAAAUGAUCUUCUCUUGCCUGCAUGUAUCAUCAUGUGCACGGCGGCUACAUUGGUUUCGAAUGGCGUCACUCUUUUCAGAAUAUAUGGAAUGGCGAAUGCUUGCCUUACGUAAAAGCCCUUGUAUCCUUGUGUGCAGGCCACAGAUUGUAAAUAAAGAUGGACGGCGCGUCUCCACUUUGUCCCGUUUUAUAAAAAUGUAGCUCAAAUAUCCCAGAUGCAGCAUUUUGGACGACAUUUUGCAGUAGUGAUCAUGGAGUGGGACCAAGGUGUUGAGGUCACGCCAAUGUCGAGUCAAUCAUGAUGUCUGGUCUGGGUUUUGAAGCAUCGAUCGACGAAUUAACACCAAACUAUCUGGAAAAAUCUACAUUUGAACAAACGAUAAUCAUAAUUAUUUGUUUGGUCCAUGUCCAGUGCACUUACAUGGAGGAGACAGCGUUUAUGACCUAUUCUGUAGCCAGCCACCAGUGGGCGAUCAAGAUGUUCUGGCUUCACUUUUUCGGGGAGCCGUCGUGUCGUCCAUCUUUAAUUACAGUCAGAAUUCAGGACCCCACACCACUGUCAGGGGCCCCAGAUAUCUUCACAGUGCCCCCUGCAGGACAGUGUUCACUCCCUGUGAAAACCUCAGCACACUUCCUGUGCCUCUGAACAAAGUUGCCAAUACACUGACUGAUUGGAAACCUGGAUGACUGACGCACUGAUUUCUGUAUCUUUGUGUGUGUGUGUGUGUGUGUGUGUUUUCUGAUGAAUAAACGUGCAGAUGAUCCAAACGA